Messenger RNA from Lycium ferocissimum, 935 nucleotides. Its product is annotated as RING-H2 finger protein ATL78-like. Gene Ontology annotation, molecular function: transferase activity. The coding region runs from base 68 to 763 and encodes 231 amino acids. The record is from RefSeq and is a predicted model, not a curated record. The transcript has a single exon. Gene Ontology annotation, biological process: protein ubiquitination. Lineage: Eukaryota; Viridiplantae; Streptophyta; Magnoliopsida; Solanales; Solanaceae.
AAGUCAUUAAACAUUCUACACCAACAAACAAAGAAAACACACAUACAAAGUCUCAACCAAAAGCUCUAUGGCAACUAUUUCCACACAAUUCAUUCAAGAAUACAUGGAGAACUUCCACUACUCAAGAAGACUACUCCCAGAGGCCGCCAUGGAGCCGCCACCGGCUGCUGGAAUCAGCCACGACACAAUUGAACACAACAACACAAUUGAUGCAAAUGUUAUCAUGGUGUUGGCAGUACUUGUAUCGGCCUUGAUUUGUUCACUUGUAUUGAACUCCAUCAUAAAAUGUGCAUUUAAGUGCUCUACCCUAAUAUUGGAAGACUCAUCCUCAAACCACACAAAUAACCCUUCUUCAGCAAAAUUAGCGAAUGGAGGGAUCAAGAAGAAAGCCCUUAAGACAUUUCCAGUUAUAACAUACACUACUGAAUCGAAACAUCCGGGGCUCGACUCUGAGUGUGUCAUUUGCUUAUCAGAAUUUGGAAUCGGAGAGAAAGUUAAGGUUCUGCCUAAGUGCAACCACGGAUUCCAUGUCAAGUGCAUCGAUAAAUGGCUCAAUUCUCACUCCUCUUGUCCUACUUGUAGGCACUGCCUCAUUGAAACUUGCCAAAAAAUUGUCAACGGUGGAAAUUCUGUUCCUACUACUGCAAUUUCAAGCACUCAGCUGGUAGUUAGCAACACUUCAUCAUUAAUUGCAGUUCAAGAAAUUGUAAUAAGGAUUGAACCUCUCGAACAUGAAGGUGUUAUGUCUAGCAAUCAAAAUUAGAUAGAAAAAUAGGAUUAGUUAUUGAUGGUAUCACACAAUUCUUUCUUUUUCUAGCUGGAAAAGUUUUAGCUAGUUAGCAUGAGGCCAACGAAAGUGUAGCUUUCCAAUGAUUCAUUGUCUUGCAAGUGUAUAUACAAGUUAAAUUUUAUUUCAAUUUCUCUCAUUAAUGACU